Molecule: messenger RNA, 642 nt
Organism: Acanthocheilonema viteae
Lineage: Eukaryota; Metazoa; Nematoda; Chromadorea; Rhabditida; Onchocercidae
Source: the annotation of a GenBank genome assembly
AUGAAUCAAAUAAACUACUCGUUCCUACUUGUUAUACUUUACGUUACGUCACUUUCAACAUCACCAUUGACUACAAGUGAUAUUACAAUGACAAGACGUAUGAUGGAGCUUACAGGAACUGAAACAAACAAUUUAGCAAUGACUGUGACAACUGACAAUGGAACUGUACCAAUUGUGGAAGAAAUGAAUGUUACCGAUUCAUCGGAAUUGGUAACUGUCCAAGAAAGUGCAAAACGUCUAAAAAGGGAUGUGGGAAACUUAGAAGCAAUUGAUGAUAGUGUUGAAAGUCGUAUUAUGAUAGAUGCAAAUGGAGAGGAUUUCAACCUCACUUCAAUGUCUUCCAAUAUUGCACCAUUGACGAAUGCAUCAGAGAUAAGAACAUUCAUGGAUGGUGAUGGUAUUAUGGAUGAAGUUACAACUGUACUACCACGAGAGGAGACAGUACUGAAGCAACUAUCAUCGACAUUACCUUCAACAACUUCAACAGUUCAACAAUCGACCGGUACCCGAGGUGAGGCAAAGAGUGGCGCCAUCUAUGAAAAAACUGAUGGGGUACGGAAAAGAUGUCAACUGCACGCAGACUGUUACGGCUUGCGUGAACCAAAAGUAUGGAGUGAUUUGAAAUUUGGAAGUUGGACGUAA